Podarcis raffonei (Aeolian wall lizard) is the source of this 930-nucleotide messenger RNA. Its product is annotated as olfactory receptor 10G7-like. Gene Ontology annotation, biological process: G protein-coupled receptor signaling pathway. Lineage: Eukaryota; Metazoa; Chordata; Lepidosauria; Squamata; Lacertidae. The coding region runs from base 1 to 930 and encodes 309 amino acids. The transcript has a single exon. Gene Ontology annotation, molecular function: olfactory receptor activity; G protein-coupled receptor activity. The record is from RefSeq and is a predicted model, not a curated record. Gene Ontology annotation, cellular component: membrane.
AUGAAGAAACCCAACCUGACUGUGGGGAUUCAGUUCACUCUCUCUGGGUUUUCUGAUGUUCUGGAGCUCCAGCUCCUCUUUUUCCUGCGCUUCCUUUUCAUCUACAUGUUGACUCUUCUCGGAAACAUCCUCAUAUUCCUCACCAUCUGGUUCAGCCCUGUGCUCCAUUCCCCCAUGUACUAUUUUCUAGGCGAGCUUUCCAUCCUGGAUGUGCUUUAUUCCAGCACCACCGUGCCCAAGAUGCUGACCAGCUUCCUGACUGGUUCCCAAGCCAUUUCCUUUGAGGGCUGUGUGGCUCAGCUCUAUGCUUUCCACUUCUUUGGAGGCACCGAGUGUUUCCUGCUCACUGUCAUGGCAUAUGACCGCUAUGUGGCCAUCUGUGACCCUCUCCGCUACUCUGGGAUCAUGAGCAACGUGUCUUGCAUCAGACUGGUGACUGCAACGUGCCUGGUGGGGGCACUUCAUUCGACUCUUCAGACUGUGCUCACGUUUCGCCUCCCUUACUGUGGGCCUUACAAACUUGACCACUAUUUCUGUGAUGUCCCACCCUUACUGAAGGUAGCCUGUGCAGAAACCUCUCUGAAUGAGACCGUGGUCACAGUGAACAUUGGUGUUGUGGCACUGAGCAGCUUUGCUUUGAUCCUUGGUUCUUAUAUCCGCAUUGCCACCACAAUUCUCAAGAUGCGCUCCGAGGAAGGGAAGAGGAAGGCCUUCUCCACCUGCGCAUCUCACCUCACUGUAGUCCUCCUCCUUUAUGGCCCUUGCAUAUUCAUUUACAUGCAGCCAUCCACCAACCACUCUGCCCUGAACAUUGUGGCCCUCUUUUACACAUCUGUGACACCUGCCCUGAACCCCAUCAUCUACACCUUGAGAAAUGAAGAAAUCAAGAAGAUGGUGAAGAAACUGGCAUUCAAGAAGGUGUUUUCUUGA